Pygocentrus nattereri (red-bellied piranha) is the source of this 4624-nucleotide messenger RNA. RefSeq names its product collagen, type VI, alpha 2 (gene col6a2). Bases 424 to 3459 code for a protein of 1011 amino acids. The record is from RefSeq and is a predicted model, not a curated record. NCBI's taxonomy places the organism in Eukaryota, Metazoa, Chordata, Actinopteri, Characiformes, Serrasalmidae. The transcript is spliced from 28 exons.
AAGUUCGACAAACCGUCUGAUCUUCAGGCGCACAUGCGGGUCUCCGCAUGCUGAGCACGCAGCGCUGCCUCUGCCUCUGCCUCUGCGUCUGCCUCUCACCGCGCGGUCUCGUCCACGACAGUGUGGAGGCACAGCGCCGCUGCGUGGAUAGACGCGGGAGUGUCCGGCGCUCCGUCCUGCCUGGCGGGCUGAGGGAGGGAGGAUUGGAGAGGAGGCGCACAGGGGACUGCAGCAGCGGCUCCACUCCUCACCCACUCCUUCCCUCUUCAAGUUAUUCUGCUCUUUUUCAUCUUCGUUUUAUUUUCACCCCGCGAUGAAGGCUUAGGAGAACUUAACGAAAUUAUUCAGGGCGAUCUGUUUCGGAAAUCCUGAAGGAGGAGAAGAAGAAGUUGUGACUGGGCGUGGGUGAGGAAGAAGAGGAGGAUGAUGCUGACGAAGGUCAUUGCUCUGUGCUUCCUGUAUGGAACUGCAGUCUAUGGCCAGGUCCCCGCAUGCCACGAAAAGCCAGAAUGUCCCAUCGACUUGUACUUCCUCAUUGACACAUCGGAGACUAUUGCUCUUCAGGAGAACCCGCCAGGCAGCUUGGUAGAGAGCAUCAAAGAUUUCACCAUUGCCUUUGCUCAGAAGCUGGAGGACCAGGACUACAGGGGCCUGGUAAAGAUCAGCUGGUCUGUUGGUGGCCUCCACUUCUCUAUGACGCAGCAGACCAUCAGUACCUUAACCAACAAGAAUGAGUUCAUCCAGAGGGUGCGAGAUAUCAAGUACUUAGGCAAGGGCACUUUCAUAGACUGCGCCAUCACCAAUAUGACUAAAGCAAUGCUCAGUGCGCCUUCCAAGCCCAAUGCCAAGCGCUUUGCAGUGGUCAUAACAGACGGUCAUGUGACGGGGAGCCCCUGCGGUAGGAUCAAGGUGGCAGCAGAGCGGGCUCGGGAUGAAUUAAUUAAGAUGUUUGUCGUAGCGUCAUCCAAGAACCUUGACGAAACAGCACUGAGAGAGAUUGCCAGUUCUCCAGCUGGAGUUUAUCGCAGCAACUACAUGGCUGUCAACCUCACAGGUGCACGGCCCAUCAUUUUAACCAGCACGAUUGACCGCAUCUAUGACGCCAUGCUACAUCUAGCUUACCAAGAGUGCUAUAGCCUGAGAUGCUUGGAGACACCUGGGCCUGCAGGUCCACCGGGACACCGAGGACAGAAAGGUGCCAAAGGAGAUAAUGGUGAACCUGGUCUUAAAGGUGAUAGAGGCCGUCAGGGUGACCCUGGUAUUGAGGGUCCCAUUGGUCAUCCUGGAUCAAAAGGAGAACCUGGUUACAAAGGUGAAAAGGGAGAGAUUGGCACACAAGGAAGGAAGGGAGUGGCAGGGCUGUCUGGACGCAACGGCACAGAUGGUCAGAAGGGAAAGUUUGGUCGCAUCGGCGCCCCCGGCUGCAAAGGUGAUCAAGGUGACAAGGGUCCUGACGGUUAUCCUGGAGAUGUAGGAGACACUGGGCUGCCAGGAGGUGCCGGAGAGAAGGGAGAUCCAGGUCGCCCAGGUAGACCAGGACCCCUCGGCCCAAAUGGAGACCCUGGUCCUAAGGGUGAGAGAGGAAGUCCAGGAACACCUGGUCUCCCAGGGCAGAAGGGCUCUGCAGGAACACCAGGAGGCCCUGGCCCUAAUGGCGACUCUGGAAGAAGAGGAGACUUUGGACCAAAGGGAAGCCAGGGACCACCUGGGCAAAAGGGAGACAAGGGUGAACCAGGUUCUGAAGGUUUGAGAGGGCUUCCAGGUGAAGUUGGCAACAAAGGAACCAAGGGAGACCCAGGACUUCCAGGACCAAGAGGCCCACCAGGAGCUCCAGGAGAGCCUGGAAGAAAUGGUAGUCGUGGUGACCCCGGCGAUUCAGGCUUCAGAGGUGACCCAGGACCCCCAGGACCAAAAGGUGACCCAGGCAGAGUAGGAUUCAGCUACCCUGGAGCAAGAGGACCAACGGGAGACAGAGGAGAUAAAGGUAGACCUGGACCCAGAGGGAGCAGAGGAGAUUGUGGACAGAAAGGAGAGCCAGGCCAGAAAGGACCUCCGGGAGAGCCUGGAGAGGCUGGACCUCAAGGGGAGCCUGGACCAAGGGGGCCAAGAGGAGACCCAGGAAGAGACGGUGAUCCUGGUCCAGAGGGAGAUGCUGGCCUCACAGACUGCGAUAUCAUGAACUACAUCCGAGAGACCUGUGGGUGUUGUGACUGUGAGAAGAGGUGUGGAGCUCUGGACAUUGUAUUUGUGAUUGACAGCUCAGAGAGUGUGGGGCUGACCAACUUCACCCUGGAGAAGAAUUUUGUUAUCAACACCAUCAACAGAUUGGGUUCUAUAGCCAAGGACCCUAGCUCAGAGACAGGAACACGAGUUGGUGUUGUCCAGUACAGUCACAGUGGAACUUUCCAGGCCAUUCGUCUUAAUGACUCCAAGAUCGAUUCACUGUCAGCUUUCAAAGAUGCUGUGAAGCAGCUGGAGUGGAUUGCUGGUGGCACGUGGACUCCAUCCGCUCUGAAAUUUGCCUAUGACAACCUGAUCCGUGACAGUCGACGUGCCAAGGCUAAAGUAACUGUGGUGGUCAUCACGGAUGGUCGCUUUGAUCCCAGAGAUGAUGACUCUCUGCUCACAUACCUGUGCACAGACAGCGACAUCGAUGUGAGUGCCAUCGGUAUUGGAGACAUGUUUGAACAGCAAGAAGAGAACGAGAGUCUGAAGUCCAUCGCCUGUCAGAAGGAUGGAAGAGUGAUGGGCAUGAGACGCUUUGCGGACCUGGUGGCAGAGGAAUUCAUUGACCGGAUUGAGACUGUGCUUUGCCCAGACCCAGUGAUUGUCUGCCCUGACCUUCCAUGUAAAUCUGAGCCAGCAGUGGCCGGUUGUAUCCAGCGGCCAGUUGAUCUUGUGUUCUUACUGGAUGGCUCGGAGCGCAUGGGUCAGGAGAACUUCCGCCGUGCACGCGAGUUUGUGGAGAAGGUGGCUCAGCGUCUGACCUUGGCUCGCAGUGACCGCGAUGACAGGAACACCCGUGUGGCUUUGCUGCAGUACGGUGAUGAGAACAGUCAGGAAGUGGCUUUCCAGCUCACACACAAUUUCACCAUUAUCUCUGAUGGCCUAGCGAAAAUUAGGUACCUGGAUUCAGCCUCCAACGUGGGCAGUGCCAUUAUCUACGCCGUCAACAACAUCUUGAUGAGUGGAACCAGCCGACUGGCCCGCCGAAAUGCUGAAAUCUCCUUCGUCUUCAUUACUGAUGGCGUCACCAGCAAUAAAAAUCUGGAGGAGGGCAUCAGCGCCAUGCGCAGGAUGGAGGGCGUUCCCACAGUGAUCGCCAUGGGCAGCGAUGUUGACCAAGAGGUGCUGACGAAGCUCGCACUGGGAGACCAGUCCGCUGUUUUCAAGGGACAGGAUUUCACCCAUCUGUUCACACCCAGCUUCUUUGAGCGUUUCAUCCGAUGGAUCUGCUGAAAGUGGGAAUGGAUCUUAAGCUCAUACUAAUGGAGGGGAGGAAUUGGUGUGUUAUUGGAGUCAGCUUGGUCAUUAGGGUCAUUAGCAAUUUGAAGCAAUUUCAUUUAUAGCAGAAGUGGGUGGCUUUCAUGAGUAUUCUUGGAUUUCGGUUUCCUGACCCUGCAGGUUAAGUAGAAAGAGUGAUUUGUGGGUUGCAUCCUAAUCAUCAAGUUCAUUCCAUAAUGUUCCAGUGGACUUGGGCUAAAGGGGUAGGAAGACACUAAAAAAAUUAAAAGAUAAACACUUCAAAGAUUAUUUACUGAAUGUUUAACUUUUUGAUAAAGUUGCCAUUGUAAGGUUUUCUUUUUAUUUCUCUUUUUUUUUUUUAAAGAAGAGGGCUUUACCUGAAUUGUUUUGUAUUCACACUAAGGUGCUAAACCAGAGCAAGACUGGAGUUUUUUCCUGUAUGUCUUUGAAAGAAGUUGUAAUAAGUUGUCGCAUACCAGCUGAUAUUAUUUUAAUUCAGGGUUAAAUGAAGCCAUUUAGAUGAAAACACAUAUCGCAUAUCUCAGUCAUAGAUACAUAGUUGCCUCAGUAUGUUGCACUAGAUCAGGGAGUCUCAGUUCCGGUCCUUGGGUGCAGCACAAGUUAGUGCCUUGCUCAAAAACACCUGAUUUAAGGUAUCACUCAUUGUUUUGAUUACCAGAUUUAGAUGGUGUUUUAGAGCAAUGAAAGCAGCAAACUGUACCGAACCCCAGAGUUGAGCAGCCCUGUCCCAGCCUUAAUGAUACAGAUAAACUGAAGUAGUCUUUAUUUACUUCAUACCUGAUACAGGGACCCAGUCACACCACAGCUUUUACUCCAGUCACUGGGACAGAUCAAAAUCACCAUCACAGGUGCACUCUUGCUUUGAUACAUGCUUAUAAGAAGGUAGUAAAGUGUCUGUAUUAAAUGAAGUAUUAAAAGUAUGUUCACAUACAUUCACUAUAAAAGAAAGGAUGACCACAAUUGAAACGUUGUUUCUGAGUCUUUAAAGAGCACUGUAAUCAGAUGUAGUCAGUACAUUCUAGGAUGCCAUGAUGAUGACAUGAGUAUUUUGACAUGAUGUAGGACACCUGAAGGAUGAACCCCAUUAUAUUUGUCAACUUCAGUGUUAGUACAAUAAAACCAGCUGUGGUAAACUACA